Maudiozyma saulgeensis is the source of this 3243-nucleotide messenger RNA. Lineage: Eukaryota; Fungi; Ascomycota; Saccharomycetes; Saccharomycetales; Saccharomycetaceae. The record is from the annotation of a GenBank genome assembly.
AUGGACUUGUCAAAAUACACCCAUGAUAACAAACGAAUUAAGCUUAAUUCAACAGAUCCGUCACGAUUUCAGAAUGGGAAUAUUAUUACAUUAAAAUUACAAAAUUUCGUUACGUAUACACUAGCAGAAUUUGCAAUGACACCAUCAUUAAACAUGAUUAUUGGUCCCAAUGGAUCAGGGAAAUCAACAGUAGUUUGCGCGAUUUGUCUUGGUCUUGCUGGUAAGACAGAAUAUUUAGGUAGAGCAAGUGACGCAGCUAGUUACGUUAAAAAUGGUUGUCCCUAUGGUACCAUUGAAAUUACUUUAAGAGAUACUGAAGCCCCCAAUGGAGAAUUUUCAAUAAUAAAAAGAAGACUGAUGAGAGAUAAACGUGGUGGUGGAUCAGAAUAUUGGCUUAAUGAUAAACAAUGCUCUGAACAAGUCAUUAAACAAUAUGUUCGUGGGAUGAAUAUACAAUUAGAUAAUUUAUGCCAAUUCUUAUCACAAGAACGUGUUGAAAAAUUCGCAGCUUUAAAACCUGUAAUGUUAUUACAUGAAACCGUUAGAGCCAUUGAUAUUAAUUUAUUAAAUCAUUUAGAACAAUUAAAAUUAUUACAAGAAAAUGAAUUAACUUCAGCUAAAGAAAUUGAUAUUAGUGGGAAAAGAUUAGAUGAAUUAUUAAGACAAAAGGCAAAACUAGAUGAAAAUAUUAGAUCUAUUAGAGAAUAUGAAUUAAAAAAUGAAUCAUUGAAAAGACAUCAAUUUUUAUUACCUUAUACUUAUUUAAAAGAUCAUAAAGAAAAAUUAGAAUCAUUUAAGAAAGAUUAUAAAUUUGCAAAACAACAAUUAAAAAUUUUAAUUCAAAAGAAAAAAAAAUUUCAAUCAAGUACAGAUAUUAUCCAUGAAAAUGAAAAUUCAACAAAUAAUGAAUUAAAUAAUAUUACAAAAUUAAUUGAAGAUCAAAAUGAAAUGAUUAAUAAAAAUAAAAUUUCUUUAAAAAAUUUAAGGGAUUCAAUUAUUAAGAAACAAAAUCAAAUUGAAUAUUAUAAAAAUAGAGCAAACAAGAUUAAAGAAAAAAUUAAAUCAACAGAAGAUACACUUCAAGAGAGAAAACAAAUUUUACAAUCAAUUGAUUUACCUGAUCCUGAAAAAUUUAAAACAAUUUCAGAAAAGAGAAAUCAAAUCAUUAUACAACAACAAUCAACACAACAAACAAUUAAUUCAAUGAAUGAUAAAGCAAGAACAAUUGAUCGUCAAAUUACUGCUUUAAAGGAUAAAAUUCAAAGGAAAAAAAUGUCUCAAACAAAUUAUGAUAAAAUUGAUUUAUUAGAUAAUCCAAAGAGACCAGAUUUAAAGACAAUAAGAUAUGCAAUGUUAGACAUAAGAAAAAUUUCAAAGACAAAUCCAGAAUGUGGUCAACAAAUUUUGGGUCCACCAUUAAUUACAAUAUCAGCAAAAGAACCAUCUUUUGCACCAUAUUUAUCUUCUGCAAUUCCAUUUGCCACUGCAAUUGCAUUAACUGUAACUUCAGAUAGAGCCUUUGAUCUAUAUGCUGAUCCUAUAGUGAAAAAAUUUCCAGUCAAUUUAAGACAAUUAUCAAAUAAUCAAUUACAAGAACCUAUCUCUAGAGAUGAAUUAAUUGAACGUUAUGGUUUUGAAGGUUAUUUAUCUGAUUUUAUUAAAGGUGAUAAAAAAGUAAUUCAAAUGCUUUGUGAAUUUCAUAAAAUUCAUAUGAUCCCCGUGUCUCGUAAAGAGCUACCAAGCUCUCAAUUAGAACCAUUAAUGAAACCUCAAGCAAAUGGUAAACCUUUAUUUAGCCAAAUUAUUCAUGGUAAAACUUUAAUCACUUUAAAUGUCUCUCAAACAAAUCAAGUCUAUGCAAGAUCAAGAAACAUCGAAUCUAAUGCUAAUUCUCAAUUCUAUGCUUCAAGUGUAAUGUCUGAUGAAUUGAAGGCAAGUAUCAAUAGAGAAAUAGAAGAUAUGACUACACAAGUUAAUACACAUUCAAAGACACUAGAGGAACAAAUAAAUGAAAAGAAUGAUGUUACACAUCAAUUAAAGGAAUACGGUCAUGAAUUUGACAAGCUAAACAAUGAAUUAAGUGGAUUAAAUAACAUUAGAAAUAAACAUUCUAAAUUUCAAAAUGAUUGUAAUCUUUUGGAAGAAAAUUUAGAGAAAUAUAAACAAGAUGCAAGAAGAGAUGUCUCUUUAAAGAUUGAAGACGUGAAACAUCAAAUAACAGAAGAUUUAAAAGUAGAAUUGAAAUUGGCUCAAGAGAUGAUUAAACUUGUCACUACAAGAUGUACUAUGGAAGAACAACACAUUACUCAACAAGCUAACUUCUUUAAAUUUAAAAAUAUGUCUUUGUCAAUGAAUGGUUUAAUUGAAUCCUUGAAUGCGGAAGAGGAUGAACUUGAUCAAGAAUAUAGAACUAAAAAAAAUAAUUUCGAAGAACGUAAAAAUUCAAGAGAAUAUUUAGAAUGGAAGAAACAAAUCGAAACUUAUGAACCUGAUCUCAAAGAAAAAUUGGCUGAAUUAGCAGAAGAAUAUGAUAAAGAGGAUAAUUUCACUAUAUCUUUUAUUAAUGAUACUAUUGAUAAACUUGAAUCCGAAAUUUCCAGAUUAAAUCAUGAUGCAUCUUCAGUUAAAAUUAUAGAAACAGUAGAGAAAGAAAUUAAACAAUUAGAAGAAGUAUUACCAGGUCAACAGAAAAAAUUGGCCGAGACACGUGAAGAAAUGAAUAACAAAAGAUCUAUUUUGGAACCUAAAUUAGAUGAAAUUAUUGAAAUGAUCUCUAAAAAAUUCGCUGAUUUGUUUAAGAGAGUAGGGAGUGCAGGUGCCAUUAGAUUAAAUAAACCAGAUCUUUUCACCAAAUGGGAGAUUGAAAUUCUAGUCAAAUUUAGAGAUAAUGCAGUAUUAAAACAAUUGGAUCCCCACACCCAAUCUGGUGGUGAACGUGCUGUAUCCACAGUGUUAUACAUGAUGGCACUUCAAGACUUUACUACUGCACCCUUUAGAGUCGUAGACGAAAUCAAUCAAGGUAUGGAUAGAAGAAACGAAAGAAUCGUUCAUAAGGCUAUGGUAGAAAACGCUUGUAAAGAGAACACUUCUCAAUAUUUCCUGAUCACGCCCAAAUUAUUAACUGACCUAUACUAUCAUGAAAGAAUGAGAAUUCAUUGUGUGAUGGCUGGGCCAUGGAUUCCUAACCCUUCUGUUCAACCUGAAAUGCAACAUUUCGGUGAAACAUCAAAUUAUGUAUUAUAA